This is a messenger RNA of Ctenopharyngodon idella (grass carp), 10439 nucleotides long. RefSeq names its product IgLON family member 5 (gene iglon5). The transcript has 8 exons. The coding region runs from base 425 to 1423 and encodes 332 amino acids. The record is from RefSeq and is a predicted model, not a curated record. Gene Ontology annotation, cellular component: cell-cell junction. Gene Ontology annotation, molecular function: cell adhesion molecule binding. Lineage: Eukaryota; Metazoa; Chordata; Actinopteri; Cypriniformes; Xenocyprididae. Gene Ontology annotation, biological process: cell-cell adhesion.
UCUGAAGCGAUGCACAGUGAUUCUGAUUCACUGAACAGAUCGUUAGAGCACACAACAUCCCACCAAACCAUCUGAACUGUCGUUUUUCUCAUUUCUGUGGAUGCUCUUGCUUUGAAUAUAAAAAUCUGAGGAGGUAUAUAUUACAAUUUUUCUUUUUCUGCGCAAGGAUUUAUUUAUAUAUCCUCUGGCACUCCAAACGCCAACAGAUUGUGUUUGGUCUCCUUGCAAAGGGUCACUUGGGAGAAUCGACCCGUCUUGUGGCACUCCUGACACACUUGGAAGAUUUGUGGACUGCGGACGUUUGGUGAAAUAGGACACACGGACGGACAACUGCGGUUUAUGCGUGUCCCCGUUCAUAGAAGAUAAAAACGGACUGUUGCUGCAAGAACUGACACUGAGAAAUAACAAACAAUCAACUCAAAACAUGAGCUGCGCAAUGUUGCGACACGCGCUCGCUUUGCUCUUGGCGUUGCUGUGGAAAGGGCCCACCGGUGCUCAGGCGGCCGAGUUCGGACACUUGCCCGACAACAUUACCGUGCUGGAAGGAGAAAGCGUCAUUUUGAGAUGCAAGAUAGAUGAGGAGGUCACUCACAAGGCGUGGUUGAACCGCUCCAACAUCUUAUUUACGGGCACAGAUAAGUGGUCCCUGGACUCCCGCGUCUCCCUGGUGAACAACAACAACAGCGACUUCUCCAUUAAGAUUGAGAGAGUGAUGGUGGCAGACGAGGGACCCUACACAUGCAGUUUCCAGGCCAGAAACCAGCCCCGUACGGCCCACGUCUACCUCAUCGUUCAGGUGCCGGCCCGGAUAGUGAACAUCUCGCAGGAUAAAUCCGUGAAUGAAGGCGAUGACGUGAGCCUCUUUUGCCUGGCGGUGGGCAGACCAGAGCCCACCGUGACCUGGAAGGACUUCAAAUAUGGUCUCCUGAACGAGGGCGAAUUUCUGGAAAUCACAGAAAUCAAGCGGCAUCAAGCAGAGGAAUUUGAAUGCAUCACCAACAACGGUGUGGCGCCGCCAGACACACGCCGAGUCAAGGUCACAGUCAACUAUCCACCAGUGAUUACAGACGUAAAGAACAUGCCUGCCCAGCUGGGAAAAACUGCAAUUUUGCGUUGUGAAGCAAUGGCGGUUCCCACCGCAUCCUUUGAAUGGUACCGGGAUGACCGAAGGCCGGUCGAGAACGAUAACACGCUGAAGAUUAAAAACGAGAAAACACGUUCCCUGCUGCUCUUCACCAACGUCACAGAAAAACACUUUGGCAACUACACCUGUUUCGCCUCCAACCGCCUCGGGGCUUCCAAUGCCAGCAUGUUACUCUUCAGGCCCGGGGCGGUGUACGGCGGAGGGGCGUCUCUGAACGGCCGUUUAUCAGGAGUCGGUCUGUGGUUCUGCCUCUCCAUCUCUGUUCUGAUGAAGGUCUAAAACUUUCCCGCUUCGGAAGGAGUCUUUAAAUACGAACCCAUCACUGUGAACAAAAAGAAAUUAUGCAUUAAUCCAGGAGCCAUCGCUACAUCACUCGGUCAUACCUUCUCUUCCUAUUUCCAUUCACGCCCGGUCGCAUAUCACCGCUUCAUUUCCCCCCUCCCGUCACCAACGACGGUCACCUUUUAACGUCCAAACCUGAAAUGUGAUGCAAAUGAUGUGAACGACAAGAUAACAGUUCGGUGUUUCUUGAUGUGCGUGCUGGACAUGCUGGUCGUAAAGAUGACGACGAUGGUUGCGAUGUUCGGGUGACCCUCUCGAAGCUGUUUCACCAGCGGGCCCGUCGGCCGUUGACCCUCGGAUCCGAACGCAGAGAUCUGAGCUGAACGGUGGUGCAUUCUGACAUACGUAGCUACUAUGAAUGAUGUCAAACCACAUGUUUUUCUUUCUAGCAAGGGUUAGCAGGAGGGCCGCGUCAUCUCGGCCCCUAGUUUGCAUUCGUUUGGGCUCUCGACCCAAAGCAAACAUCUGACCCGCGUCCAGCCCUCAUAUUGUCCUUAGUCUGUCCAUCACUCAGAUCGUCCUCAGUGUAAAUAUAUAUGCAGCAGAGGCCACUCAUUUCACUGGCAAAAACAACAUUUCCCAUCAGCCUCUCUGUUUCGGCCUUUUGGCUUGGACGAUAUUGCUGCCUUUAAGUCACGUCGGAAUGAUCGUAUUUACGAGAUGAGCAUGCAUUCGCCACCAAAAUGUCAUUAUUAGAGGAGAAUCAUUGAUCAUAAUGAGUUUAGUUUGUAUACAUUUAGAAGUGCUUCUCAUGUUUGUUGCACAAGUGCUUAAAGGGGACCCCUUUCACAAGAUGUAAUAUAAGUCUCUGGUGUCCCCAGAAUGUGUCUGUGAAGUUUAAGCUCAAAAUACCCCACACAGAUCAUUUAUUAUAGCUUGUCAAAUUUGCCCCUAUUUGGGUUUGAGCAAAAACACGCAGUUUUUGUGUGUGUCCCUAUAAAUGCAAAUGAGCUGCUGCUCCCGGCCCCCUUUCCAGAAAAGGGCGGAGCUUUAACAGCUCGCGCUUCGGUUGCUCAACAACAACAAAGCUGGAGAAUCUCACGCAGACAAACUACAGCUGUAGACUUCAUUCAUGUACUAAAAACAUUUGCAAACAUGGCUUAGAAAAGUGAGAAAUAACACAAAGAGUGAAAGAAAUUGUGCAACGUUUAAAAUAAUUUGAAUGCAUCAUAAUUACGUACAAACUCGUAAGUAGGAACUUUCCACAAGGACUUGAAGGCAGCAGAAGUUUCUGGCGUCUCCUGCCCUGAAACAGUUCAUCGACUUCUUGUUGCUUGUGGAUAGCAUGUACCGGUUAGAAAUGUCCCUCUUGUGACCUCACUUCCUGCACCGACCCCGUUUUAACCCCCUGCACUGUGUACAUUUUAAUCUGCAAGGUUAACUGCUAUUACUUUUUUGGUGUUAAUAAUGAUUAUAAUGAUGAUGAUGAUGAUAAUGAUGAUGACAAUGUUAAUAAGUAUUUGAAUAAAUAUGAUAGUAAUUCCAUGUGAGAAAAAAAAAAAAAACGUCCGAGCUGAUCGCAAGCCAUGUGUGUGAAAAUAUUUUGUACUAAAAACCACUGAAUUCAUCAAACAGCAAAAAAAAAAAAAAAAAAAGAACAAAAAAACUUUUUGAAGUAUUGUGCUCUGUUUUACCAUGAUUAACUUUUUUAAAACGGAAAUAAUUUGACCACGUCUGUAAAAGAGAGCAAUCGGUGAAAUGUGAGGGCGCUUACACGCUAGACAAAUCGGAAGGCGUAAGAUCCUUUUUGAGCAUGUGAAAAUGGCCGUGGGAACACAAAAAUAUACAGUUUCCAAACCAUCGCAUUUUUCCACUGUCGCUACGUUCACACAGUGAGCCUUAAUGCUCAAUUCUCAGAUCUGAUUUUUUUGUUGUUCAGAUUUCCAGUGUGAACAGAUCAUGUUUCUGAACUGACCUGCAUGCGAAAAAGAACGUUACAAAUGGGGUUGCCAGGUUUUUACCACAAAAUGCACUCAAUUGCUUUUCAAAACUAGUCUAAAACUAGCCCAGUCGCGUUCCGUGGGGUAUCCCGGUAAAUAUCGCGUUAGUGCGGUCGCUUCAACCUACGGAGUUGCAAAACAACCCGCGGCAACAGUGAAAAAGUAACCCAAUUCUGCUGGAAAAUCGCGGACUUGGCAACACAGCGCGCUAUCAUACGGAAGUAAACACGAAGGGCAUUAAAGUAAGCGAUUACGUGUUUAUUUAUAGUGUGAUCUGCCGCGGAAGCCAGCGAAAUUAUGCGCAGACAAUAUGAAAAAUAAAGACAAUGAUGUGACAAAAGAGAGCAGAGUUUUGAAACUUUUAUGAUACGAGCCCUCAUGUUUCGCUUGUAUUAUAGAGCUGUCGAGUUCUGACUACCUUCCGCAGCUGUUUUGAUAGCGUUGGGUGUGUACAAUCUUUGAAAUAGACUCCCAUGAGCGCAGAAUCGCGAUGAAUGUUGACGUAAAAAUCGCAUGAAUUCCGAUAUGACUGUUGACACUGCGGUCGCAUUACAAAACAUCUGACCUGUAUCGGAUUUAGUACCACAUAUGACACAAAUCGGAAUUGAAAAGAUCAGAUUCCAUGAGUCACACGUGGGCAAAAAAUCAGAUUUACCUGCAGUGUGAACGUACCAUCUCCAUUGAACUCAAUGCAUUUGCAAUGGAAACUCUAGCUUGUAGGCGCCCUAUUAUUAUUUCAAGUGUGUACUGUAUGUAUUGCGAUUUUUUCCCAUGCUGUUGAUGACUGUAAUGUAUGAUAUAUUCUGCCGUAAUGAUGUAAUGCUCGAUGACAUAACCAAAAUCCUCAGUAUCCUGCGGUUAUGUGCACACAUUAACGUUUUGGUGCAAUGCUGCGUUCCAUUCAUUGUCGGAUGUGAUGUCGCCAACUUCCAGCCAUAAAUGCAUGCAUUUUCAUGCAUUAUGCUUGGAAAACGACAUGGGCUGUAAUGAAGCAAUGCUACCAUUAGCGUUCUUCUAUGCAAUGCUAGCAUUUGUUCUGUAGGUGUGCAGUUAACAGACAGGAUCAUAGUCUUUUAUUUGCUUAACAUUUUUCACAUUUAUUCAUGCAUAUGUGCGUGUGAAUUUCUGCAAAAAUUUCCAAACUGCAAUCAUGACUUCAUGUUGCAUUCGAUUGCACUUUUCCAAGUUGAAUGGAACGCAGUAUCUUUUUUUUCCGUUCGGAAUCAGAUUAGCGGGAGAUAAAGAUGUAAUUAGCCGGCGACUGUGACUCGCUAAGCAAGCGGACCGUCGUAUUCUCUCCGUCCCCCAUCUGGUGAGCUGCAGAGCUCAUAAAUCAAGCUCAGUCCAGGCGCUGACAGAAUCCUCUUCAAGGACAGCUGUGCCUUUGAGUCUCGAGCCCGAUGUGGAGUCCGAUCCCCUACAGGCUAAUUAACCGCCACUUAAGAGCACACGGCGAAGAGGCUUUGACGUAAAGCAGCGGUGCGCGACUUAACGCGCUGCGGCCGCUGCGGUGCUUUAUGCAACCCUUCACAAUGACCCUGCAUGAGCGCUAACCAUUCAGUUUGCAAUGUUAAUGCUGUAUAUAUUAUAAUAGGAUAAUGUUGCGCUCCCUGAAUAUGUGCUCCAUUAUUGCAUUUCAGCCAGCAAUAACCCUGAAAAUAAAACCGAAACCUAUUUAAAGUUCAAGUUAAAGUCUGACGGCCACAAUGCCAUUAUUAAUGAACGCUGAAGACUGUGCAUUCGUACAAUGUGCACUAAUUGAAGAUAUUGCAUACUACACAGUGGCCGCAAAACAGUAUUUGGACACUUAAAAAGUCUGAUUGUCUUUGCAUUAGAUCUUACAGUAAAAAUCAAAGCAUUUGUUUUUAAGAAGUAAAGUACAAUAAAAACAGAAACAAUAAAAUAGUGUUGGAAAUUUAAAACAAUUGGACACUUUCUAGGUGUCAAAACAUUAAGUUAAUAAAAUAAUAAACAGCUGAAGACUUCAUUAAUCUACUAAAAAUCAUGUUGACCUCGCAAAAAUCUAAUGCAGUUGACAUUCAGACAUUUAAUUGUGACUUAAAUGUCAAAAUAUUUUUCCGCCGCUGUAUGAGGGUUCGGUUUCAAGCACAAAAGCAGGUGAUUUUUCUCAUCUCUUAAACUUUUAUCCCGCUGUCAGUCCGCUUUUGUCCGCUUCACGCUUUUCCUAUCAUACUCAUGUUAGCAUCGCCCUCGGGGUCCGCCGAUCCAUCUCUGUGUACAUGUAUUCUCCUCAAAUAUAAGUAAACAAAAGAAAAAAAAAGUAUGAAAUGUCGUUGCAAUUCUCGGUGUGGGUAUAACGCAUGUAAAUGUCUGUUUUGGGUGGAGUUUAUAUGGGUGUGUGGUUAUCGUGAUGGAGCACCGCUGGUGUAUGUUUUGGGCUGGGAUCAUUUCCCCUCGUGAUUCCCGCGCUGAACUGCAGAGAUUCGGAUUGAGAGGGGACUGAGAUAGAGGUCUGGAAUGGAGGACAGAUGUGAACGAGUCGGAUUGGACAGGGAAACAUGCAUCAAGGCACAUGCAAACUCAGUGUUUGUUUAACACAGUGUACUAAGAAAGACGGAAACUAGCUGUGAAAUAUAUUUGAAUUAAAUUAUAAGCAAAAAUAAAACUGUCCACAACAAACCCCACUUGUAAAUGCAUUUUCUGUCCAGUUCCCAAACACUUCCUCUUUCCCUAUUUACAAAUGGCUUACUUAUAGUUGUCUGUGCAUAUUAAACUGAGAUAGUGGAGUAGUUUAGCAGUUCACCUUUAAAUAUUUGCUUGAUUGUCUCUAUAAAGGCCUGCUCACACCAAGAACCAUAACUAUAAAACGGACGAUAACGUUCUGUUUAUUCUAAGCACGUGCUUAUGUUUUCAGUCGUUGUCUGUCACUUCAAAUGAUCAAGCUCUUCAAAGCAGGAUGGAUUCUGAUUGACUGUCAAUGUUUUUAUCAUUCAUCAGCUGGAAAAAAAAAAAUCAUUCUGAAAGUGAUUCCAGUGAUAUCUUUUCUUUGUGCCGUUAUCGUUACAGUUGUGGUGUAAAAUUUCAUUUGCUAUUCUUUUAAAUUUAGAACAGUUUAUAUAUCUUUAUGGUUAUCAUUAUAGUCAUUGUCCUUGGUGUGAACAGGCCUGAACUCUUUCAAGUUUGUUCUAGAUCAUUGCACGUGAUGUUAUGAUGAUUUGGAAGGAAAUCUGCAACGAGUUUACUUUCAUAUAAAAUUCAUCGACUGAACAGUAAAACUUAUCAUGUUUUUCAUCUGCUGCUCAUGUCUACAGAUCUAAAAGUGGACUUUUCCUGAUUAGACCCCAGUACUGCACAUUGUUGACUAAGGGGUGUGAUGAGAUCUCGUGCAGUGAGAUUAAAAUAUAAUGAGAUUUCUUGUCGAGUUGAAAAGCUGUCUCGCGAUAUUGCCAUGACGGAGUGUGAGGGUGAAAUUAGGAUAUAAUAUGCCACCGCUUCGUUUACGCCUCCACUGUCGUUUUGCUUUUUAUAGAAACAAAAAUCAUUUAAUUCUGUUGGAUAACGGUCGCUUCAGUCCCAUCCAGCUCAUCCAACACGAGCUGCAGAGUCGUACGUAGUGCAGCAGGAAUCAGAAUUCACUGAUCACAUGACAAGAGUAAGUGACGAGAUGACUGACAAGACCAUGGCAGAGGAUUUAUUGCACAACAGAGCCUAUGUGUCUGAUAAAUGUUUUAUCUUGUAAGAUGCGCGCUUAGCACCGCCGCUCCCUAUUCACAGAGUAUGCACUGAAAACGAAAGCGAAAGUAAAACGCAAGCGCGCAUUAAAACGCAAUUUCAAUACCCUGCAUUUUGAAAGCGGCUCCCUGUUGCGUGCAAAUAUCUCCUAAUAUGAAAGCUAUCUUAGGCUGGGCUGUGUAGUUGUAACCAUCUCUUAGCUCUGUAUCAUGCUUGAAGAAAAAUGUACUCUCUAUUUGCACUUUGAAUAUUGAGAGAGUACUUUUAUUAUGAUUGCACUUAUUGUUUGCACUUAAUAAGACUAAGAGAAAACUGUUUUGUUUUUAUUUCUAUGAUCAAUUUGUGGAAAGGAGUUCAGUUAGGAGGUCAAAAGUUGUAGAAGCUCAUUAAUCAUGUACAGUAAAGUCUGAAGAGACUCAUAUGAAAUUAUACAGGACAGAAGCCAGUCAGUUGAGUUUGUGGCAAAAGCUUUUACAGUGCUCGAGUAUUGUUGUCUUUUACUGCAUAUGAUAAUUCAUACUACUAAAGUAGAACUGAAAUGACAUUCAUUACAAGAUGAUUAGUUAAAACAUUUCAAAUGCACCAACAGACUAUUUUUCUUCAUCAUUGAGGAUUUUUAAAAAAAAAAAAAAAUACUGUGUAAAAAUCUUGUCUCGAUCUCGUGAACUCAAUCUUGAACCAAUCUCUGUCUCGUCACACCCCUAUUGUUCACUAAUUAUCAUUUGUCAUAGUGUGAAUUAACAUUGCUUCAUUGGGCCACAAGAUGGCAGUGCCAAAUCACACUGCAUGAUGCAUUUGGUAGUUUUGUGUACAUCAUACAUUUCUUUUUAAUUCACAAGAAAGUGCAUUAGAAGUUUUCCAUAGUCUUUAAACCAUGAGAGCAUCAUUUAUUUAUUUAUUUAGAAACAGAAAAUGACUUUUUCCUGUUAAAAAGGUGGUUUGUUGUUUUUUGCAUGGUUUAGUUGGUAUGCCAGCCCGAACAAGCUGGGGUUUAGCUAGACGGCAAGGUGGUCUCCCAACCUGACCAACUGACAAGUUCCCAUAGCUUCUCUAAAACCAUCAAACUAGACCAGCAUGACAUGUAAAACCAGCUCUGUGGCCACUUCAGGCUGGUUUAAGAUGUUGCUUUCAGUAUUGCAUGUGCUUUUGUGUUUGUUGCACUAGCCUGUGUUACAUAAUUAACCCAAAUAUGCACAGAGCUUUUGAAAAAUUGAAAGUCAGCGUGUAUUGAUACUGUGUAUCUGGAGACAAAAUAUUGAGACAGUUUGCAUGUAGAAGUAGAUAAUAGAACGGGGUGAAUGUUAGAUUGUCCCACCCUUGGUAGUCAAAUUUAGAUGAAAAGUAGAUAAAUUGUGAGACUAUAAGCGGGCAGAUGCUUGUUAUCGGUACUAUGUAUCACCAAAUUCACAAGAUUGUUCUCAUUACAAAUACAGGAGUAAUUUAAAAACGCUUCAGUCCAGACACAAAUGCAGACGUGAAUGUUUGAUGUUUUUGAGGUACUCGGCUAUAAAUGUCAACAGUUUAACUAUCUUUCUCAAUAAUUGCUCCAUCAUGACAGAGAAAACCGAACGCAGAAGACGCCGAUUGUGCUAAAAUAUAGUGUCUCGUCUUGAGCCAUAGAUGUUGCGUUUUGAAGACAGCGCGUAUGUCUGAGUGCACGUUUCAGGCUGAUGUCUUUGCCCAUUGCGUCACAUCUUGCUGUUUUUCAGCAUCUUGUGUGAUUAGUGUUGCAUUUUGAAGUCAAUAAUAACUUUUUAAAAAACAUCUUUAGACUCCCUUGGGAGAGACAAAGAAGUCAAAAGCAGGCGCUUUGGCUAAAGGAACACUCAAAAAAUAUGUAGGCCUAAAUUUAAAUUGCAUGUAGGGUAUCUGAAUUGCAUAUAAAAUGUCCAUUUAAUUGGAUUACAGAGAAUUAAUAUAAACUAAUUAACUUAAUGUGAUGCAUAUUUGUCAGUCAUACGUGAAUUAAACGGGUAUAAUUUCAGGUACAGUAAGAUAAUAAACUGAAUACGUUUUAAAUGCACAAUAACCAGGUUUAUAUAUUUAUCAUCAAUAAAUCAAUUUCUUUCAAUCUCUCAUACAUUUUAGUGAAUAUUUCUUGUUCCACAGCUAGUCAUAUUUUAACCAUGUUCAUAAAUUUUAACUGAAUAAAUGUAAUUGUUUUCACAAGCAACAGAUUUAUGCUGAUUGUAAGCAGUUUGAAUAAAUGCAUUCUGAUUAUUUAAAUAAAAUCAAAUUGAUACAAAUAGUUAAUAAUAAUAUCUGCCAUGAUUUUUGUGCACAAAUCUUUCCUGUUUAAUAUUUGUGUAUGACUGACAAAUAUAUACAUCACUUUAAGUUUAGUUGCAAUUCAAAUACAUAAAUCUCAAAUUUAGGCCUAAAUAUUUUUGAGUGAAAAUUUAAUAAUGCGUGACAAUAUGAUGCAUGUACUUGAUAGAUAGAUAGAUAGAUAGAUAGAUAGAUAGAUAGAUAGAUAGAUAGAUGUUGCUGUACAGAGUUCAUUGUAAUUUAUGAGAGGGAUUUAUGAGAAACAGAUGGUUUUAUGUCAAUCAUUUGCACAUGUUUGAAUAAGAAUUCACUAAUUACUAAUGUGCAUAAUUAGGACUAAUUAAGUUGUCAGAACACCACACAGGCAUUAAGAAGACAUAACAGGGCCAGUUCCUCCAAAAUCAGUGGGUGAUCGACCCACUGCGGCGCAUUUCAAUAAGAGCUUUAUUCUGAGCCUCACGAAUGUCAACAACACAUGCUGUUUCUGCGCAGAACGUGACGUCUGCACUGUCAGUCACGGGGUAAAUACGCACGAUUAGCCUGUGUCACUUUCGACUGGUUUCUAAAGGAGUUAGUGGCCUUUCCAGCCAGUCGGACGUCCUUUCCCUGAUCCAGAGCGUCCCGUCGUGCCGUGUCCUCCAGACCUCCACCUCAGUGUCUCUGUAAUAUAGCCGUUUGUUUGUUUGUUUGUGUGUAUGUGUGUGUGUGUGAGUGUGUGUGUGUGUCUGUACAUUCUCUGGCCUUCUUACGGCAGGCAUGCUGGGUCGUGAUUCUGUUUCAGACAAAUGGAUUUUAUCCCCCUGUAAUUGUCAACUGUCUUCAAGAAAUCAAUGACGCAACUGAAGAACAGCGGAAAAUAACAGAACGUUGUCUUCCACAACGACACAUUCUGUGCUGUGAUGUAACCUUUAUUUCAACGUCAUUUGUUUUACAGUUUUCCCUGUCCUUUGUUUUUAGGUGUGUGUACAUUUUUUUAAUCCACAAAGAGGAGAAAAAAAGUCAAGAAUUUAAAUGGAAGGUGAAAAAUAAAAUUGAAUUUUGUUUUUAACAUA